Molecule: messenger RNA, 636 nt
Organism: Lactuca virosa
Lineage: Eukaryota; Viridiplantae; Streptophyta; Magnoliopsida; Asterales; Asteraceae
Source: the annotation of a GenBank genome assembly
UUUUCACCUACAGGGAGGAUGAAAUCAAAAUGAGGAGGCUGUUACCUUCGCUUAAGCCGCCAAGAGACACCCCCACCCCCCGAGGAUCGAUGCUGAUGUCUACCCUUCACCUUCGUUUCCUGCCUGUUUCCUGUCUGGUACACGUCUUGUGUUUCCUGUUAUCUCUUUCCUCACUCUUAACGACUAAUCCCUUGGCUCCAAUCACCAUUGAUGCUCUCACGCCUUCCUCUCUGUAUGCUGGAGACGAAGGUCCAGGACACCUUGCGUCCCUCUGUCGUAACGUAGAACAAGAUGCUUUGAUGGCACACAUCUAUCCACAUGAUGGAAACUGGAAAGAGUCAAGUCAGGGGUUGUUGGUGACAAUCAAUUAUACGAGGGCAUUACUGAAUCAUCAUUAUAAUGAAAGAGUGAAGCAGGUCGUACUAGACAGAAUGAAGAAGGGUAAUAUUCUUCACAUGUAAUCCUGCAAAUUGAUCAGACCUAGACAACCAAAAAAGCCACGGAAGCUUUAAUUUUAUUCUUUUACAAUGAUAUUGUUCUCUAAGAAUGAAAUCGAAUUUUAUUCUUUAAUUUUUUUUUCAUAUCAGAAUGCAAACACGUGUUCAUUCUAUGAGAAUAUAAAUAUUACAUAAAACA